This is a messenger RNA of Hymenoscyphus albidus, 2554 nucleotides long. The record is from the annotation of a GenBank genome assembly. NCBI's taxonomy places the organism in Eukaryota, Fungi, Ascomycota, Leotiomycetes, Helotiales, Helotiaceae.
AUUUCUUGUCCUCUCUUGGUUGCGUAAACCCGUGUUACAUACCGGACUUCCGUGUUGUUAAAGGGUUUGUUUCCAGGUCCCAACCUGACGGUAACCAUUUUUCUGCCAUUCCACUUUUUUACUGAUCCCCUUUGCUGAGACCUUUGAUACCCCGGGUUGUUUAGCCUCUGAUGAGAUUCGGGGAUUUGUGGUGACUUCAAGAUGUCCACAUCAAGCUCAAAUCAUACCUACACUGCAGAAUAUUUAGCGGAAGAUCGAAAACAGAGCUUCCUUGAUUUCAUGAUAUGUUUUGCGGUCCUUGAAACGUCCUUCUUUGCGCUGUUUUGUCUAUCGCGGUAUAAAAGCAAGACGCCGCAUGGUUGGGAUACAUGGCUCAUGAUACCGGCCUACAUAAUCUGCGUGGGCCAUCCCAUAGUGGGAAUCUGUGAGCUCCUCGUUGGUUUGUUGAAGUAAAAUCGCUGACAUUUUCAGAUGGUGCAGUAACUAAUGUUAAUGGGAAACAUGCUGUGACCGCUUCAGCACACACGGUCGAAGUCUGGUUAAAACUACUUGUCACUGUGUGGUUCACCUAUCCACCAUCUGUUGCGCUUCCGAGAUUGUGUAUCCUGGGUUUGUACCUGCGAAUAUUCACGAUUAAAAUGUACAGAUAUGCCACCUAUGGAAUUGGUGCAAUUAUAAUUCUUACGUGGCUUGCAAUAUACAUAUGCAAUUUCACGAUAUGCACCCCCUUCCAAUACUCGUGGGAUAAAUCAAUCCCAGGGGGUCAUUGUAUUGAUCUCCCGGCAGAGGUGAGUGUAUUUUAUUUUACCUGUCUCAAAGUGCAAUUUCUAAAGUCAAGACUAAAGAGAAUAUUAGCACCUCUGGAUUAGUUUGCCAAGUGAGUAAAGUCACUACCAUAGGCACAAUUCAAUGAUUAAUUUCUCCUCCAAGAUAUUGUCACGGAUUUAGCAAUGUUGCUACUCCCUCAGCCGGUUAUUUGGCAUCUCCAAGUAUCCCGAGCACAAAAGAUUGGGUUGACAAUAACAUUUGCAACCUUUAGCAUGUUAGUCUACUAUUCCCCCGCGCGCUUAUACUAUACGCGACACUUACAUCCAUACAGUGGCCUUGUGACAUCUUGCCUCCGGUUUUGGACCUUCUUCAACAAAGACCUCUACAUCGACGUAACAUGGUAUUCCGUCGAUGCCAUGAUCUGGACGGCAACUGAAUCUGGAGUCUACUUCAUAGCAGCAUGCCUGCCCUAUUUACGAACCCUUUUCACACCGUUACUAGCAAAGAUCGAUUUCAGCUAUCUUCGCAAGCUGAAACUAACAAUGGGCAGCGGCACGAGAAAAUCUGGAAAAGGAAACACCAAUUCAAGUACAUCGCCAACUGGGACCGGUAUCACACUUACCGACAAGCCUGCAAGGGACGAUUAUUUGCUUCCGCGUCUUAGUGCUGGGAAUGACCAAAAGAGUUUGGUGACUUGUUACCACGUUGAUAGCCCUCAACCGGCAUCGCGACUUGAUAAUCCGGCCGAAGAUCUGGAAAUGGGGUAUGGGAGUGAGAGAACCCAGGGAAUUCAGGUUCAGAAGUCAUAUGGUAUCUCGAUGAUGCCAAGGGUCUAUAAAACGUGACUUCAUACUUUAUUGAUUAGAACCAUUGUAUCCUAAAAGUUGGCUGCAACUAUCAAUCGUACUUCGUGACAUGAAGGAAAUAAUGAGGUGCAAUGAUGCUCUCAGAGGGCUUGACACCCUAUGUAUACUGUAGCACUGCCUGGGCAAACCAAAGUAUUUCUGUUAAUCAUAAGCGAGGUUUCAUAGGUGGGUAUGAUCAUUAGAGUCCGGAAGACAAAGACUAUCUUCUCUAGGUAGAAUAGCAAGUCAUUACGUGGAAGCAAAGUGGAGAAUCUAAAGGUCUAUCACUAUCCAAGUCACAAAUUUGAAUCGGUGUGUACGCCGACGAUGAACGUGAUAUCGUAAGGUAGUCGUACAAUACUAAUUAUACCUGAAGAUCGUAAACUCCAAUAACAAUCACAACACUUUUAGAAUAUUGGAGCUUCUACUCAUUCAAGCAUCCAAUUAUUCGGGAACAACUCCGAUUAGGAUUAGUCAUCCAUAACCGCCUACAAGUAUAUGAAGUUUUAGUCACAUCUUUUCAGAUGAUAUGGUUAUCACCCUCCCCUAAGCAACUUUUGAUGUACCCCACGCUACCCCCGGAAAAAGACCCAUUCUUACUGAUUCGAGUAUGCUAAUUUACGACGUCUACUUUGGAUAAUUUCACUCGAGAUAUCCCAUUUCAGUCAGUACAUACCAUCCCAGCUUUAGGAGGGGGAAUAAUUUCAACAUUUCUCAUUCGCAAGACUGAUCCAACAGUCAAGCAAUGACGUAACUUUGAAAAUGUUUCAACUUGUUCCCGACUAGCUAACAUUAGUGACUUUCCCACAGGGUUCUGCCUACACAUUGCCGCCAAGCAUCCGAGACCUGAUAUCACAACUUCUAUCCUGACCAACGAUGCUCUCAUCUCUGUAACAGGCCUCUCGCCACAGCAGACCGUCAAAGAACAUUACAUUGAAUGA